GACCUUUAGAUACAUAAUCGCCACAAGUUGAAUCACUGUUACUUCACUCUCAUUGGACAGUGACCCGUCAUAGCCUGUGAUCUUUGACCUUUGAUACAUAAUCACCAAUCACCACAAGUUGAAGAUUUCUUUGAGGACAUCGAGGAGAUGGUAUCUCCGGUUUUGACCCACUGAGUUUGGCAUUGGACCUGUGCGCGUGUGUGUGUUCUCUGCCUAGGCAGGUGGGUGUCGAGAGGCGUGGCGUUUGGGGUAACCUUCUCAACGGGCUGUUAGUUUUUUUUUUACUCAGGAGGAGUAGCUCGGUCUUGAGGCUGCUGUUCAGCAUUUCAUCUUCGGUCUUGCAGCUUUUGAUUAAGGGUUUGGAUUCAAGGAGCUUACAGUCCCCCUUGCUAUCAAAAUAUUGCCGUUUUCCCAUGGAGUGAUUGCAGAGAGGCCAUUUACCUAGUGCCCACUAGGUUCACAUGAUUCUUCACCCUUGCAAGAGCUGGCAAGAUUUUCAUUUACAAGCAAUCUCAAUCUCCCCACUCACUCGGUUGCAUCCGAAUGCUGAACGAGGCAAUCGUCCUCAAUGCUAUGUCAUCGCUAUAUGAUAUCUCCACGUGGUACAAUUUGCCGUGUUGAAACCUCGAAGCGGUGACUACCCGUUAAUCACUCUGCGCUGCAUGUAUAGCUCUCUCCUUGCACGAUACACAUGACUUCAUCUGACAGCUUGUACAGUGCAUUGACAUUGUCUCUCCCACCUUCGCGCAACGGCACGUGGACUAAUCUCCUCACACAAUACCUGAUGUGCAGCAUGCUGCAUCCCACAGUUGUAAAUUUGCUUUUCUCACCGAGUUUGUGAUUUUUCGUUUUACUUCAGAGAGUUGCAGGGAUCCCCACGCAUCCUUUGAUGAUGUUUUGAUAGCUUGAAAUGGAAGUUUGUGCGUGAGAGCCGAAUGGAGUCAAUGACCUAAAACCCAAUUGUUUUGAAUCAGUUUGACUUUGACUCGGACUGUGGAUUUGUACCUAGGUCUGUCUUUAUUCUGAGUUUAUUUCCAAUUGACUUACAGGCAUCAGUGCGCGCAUGAUGGACCGUUCUUCAAGUCAUUGUGCAUUGCGUUGGGGAUAGAUGUACUCGCACCACCUCAGCUCUCUGAAGCUGUCUCGAAGAGCGACUCGGAGAUACCAUCAGAUGUAAUCUACACAGAUAUUGAUACUUAUCAAUGUACCUCAUGCAAAGAGGUUGAACAGCCAUAGAUCCUCUCAUUUGUACCUCAACAUUACAUCGCAAUGCCGCCCCAGAAAGACAGAUUUGUCAACUUUAUCGUAGGACCAUCAAAAGGUGGUGAAAACCAUCACGACCAAGAUGGUGAGAUCCACAUGGCGGGGGUGAGGAUGUACACCGCUAAGUCAACGCCGUGUAACCGCUUAGCUGUCGCCAUCGCAGUCAUAGCAGUGUGCCUUGUCUUAAUCUUAACUGCAUGUCUUCUCGUUACUCUGUUAGCGAGACAGAGCACCCAAUGCUCAAACCUGACAUCGGAACUGGACGGUAACUCCGCUGGCGAUAAGGAUGUUGCGAAUCGGGGCACCCAAGAGCCCGAAUUCGGCCCCAUCACCACCCCGGCUAGCAACGGCUCCGUGGGCAACCCACACCCUCGCAGUUUCCGCCUCCCGAUAACCCUGAAGCCCCUGCACUACGAGCUGGAGUUACGUCCUGACAUUUCCAGUAACUCUUUUGCGGGGGCGGUCGUGAUAAGGUUCCAGUGUUACAGCCCCACUCGUUUCAUUUUGCUCCACAGCACCGAGCUGGACAUAGCUAAUUCGAUCGAGCUCACCGAAGUUGGGCAAGGGGACGGACGAGGAGCAGGCGAGGCACCCGGGCUGCUGACCGGAGAACCCGAAUUCUUUACCCCGUACGCGUUCAUGAAACUUCAACUCAACGGCCCUCUGAAGAAAGGUCAUAUUUACUCGCUCAAAAUCAGGUACCAUGCUAAGUUCAGCGACAAGCUUAUGGGGCUUUAUGUCAGCAAAUAUGAGGCUAACCAUGGAAAAACAAAGUACGUCGUGGCGUCCUUCUUGUCACCCAACGGGGCCCGGCUUGUGUUCCCCUGCUUCGAUGAACCAUCUUUUAAAGCCAACUACACCAUCACCAUCGUCCACGAGCAGGGUUAUACCGCCCUCUCGAACAUGCCAGAAGAGAAGAGAGUGCCUACCAAGGACGGACUGGUUGCCACCCACUUCAUGACAACGCCCAAAAUGUCUACGUAUCUUGUUGCAUUUAUUGUGUGCGAUUUCUGGCAGGAGAGCCGCACGGUCGACAACACGAGAUUCAGCGUUUGGGCACGAGAGGAGGUAUUCAACGACACGCUCUUCGCUCUGGAGUACGGCACCAGGGCUUUCACGUUCCUGGAGGACUACAGUGAAUUGGAAUACCCUCUGCCAAAAAUAGAUCUGAUAGCGUUGCCGCAAAGUAUUGCCGCCGGAAUGGAGAAUUGGGGGUUACUGACCUUCAAGGAGUCUCACAUGCUACUGGACCCCAAUGAAGCUUCAAGCGAUACCAGUCAAGAAAUCGCCACGAUCAUAGGUCAUGAAAUCGCACACCAGUGGUACAGCAACUUAGUCACGCAGGAGUACUGGGGUGAACUUUGGAUGAAGGAAUGCUUUGCUAAUCUUCUGGCUUACCUGGCUCUAGAUCACAUCCAUCCUGAACGUAAUAUGAUGGAUGAGCUGAGUUUGGCCACCGAGGAAUUCCUGCGAGUGAUGUUACUAGAUGCGUUACCAACGUCCCACGCCAUACAGGGUACCAUCAAUGACAUCAGUGAUAUCCUCAAUAACUUUGACCUCACUAGCUAUUAUAAGAGCGAAGCUGUGGUGAGGAUGUUAAGAUACUUAGUUGGAUCUGAUGUCUUCCAGAGCGGAAUGACAAAAUUCUUACAGACUCAUGCCUACAGUAAUGCCAAGGCAACCGAUUUGUGGGAAGCACUAUCGGAGGCCGUACGUACCGACCGAGGCACCAGGAUCAACAUUACCGACUUCAUGGAUCCGUGGAUGUUACAAAUGGGAUACCCAGUCGUCACGAUGACGCGAGAUUACCAAACGAGAAUUGUCGAGAUGUCGCAAGAGCCAUUCCUACUGCAUCCUGACGCUAUUAACCGUCUACCGUCGUCGCCGUACGGAUACCAAUGGAGAAUCCCAAUACUAUAUUCAUACGCAGACCAGCUGGCCCAACCACCGAUCCAUGUGCUUCGUGGUACCUCAGGAUCGUUAUCUGUGCAGGAGAUGGGAACCGAGCAAUGGAUCUUGGCUAAUAUGAAACGCACCGGGUUCUACCGAACUAACUACGACGAAGCCAAUUGGGACUUACUCAUAAAACAGCUGAGGGAAGACCAUAUGGUGAUCAGUGCGUCCAAUCGGGCCAUGUUGAUCGAUGAUGCGUUCCAUCUUGCCACUGCAGGUCGACUGAGUAUCACUGUGGCUCUCAACCUCACCACGUACCUCAACAAAGAACGAGAAUACGUCCCAUGGAAAGUAACGCUGCAACUCAUGGGUUAUGUUGCACGGAUGUUGAGCUUCACUUCUUCAUAUGGAAACCUGAAGAAAUAUAUUGAACAACAGUUACUGCCUGUGUACAGAGAUAUCGGCUGGAAUCACACCGAUUCGCAUGGUGCAAGGUUAUUGCAGGGAGAAGUCUUAAAGGCUCUCUGUAGUUAUGGAAACGAAGAUUGCAUCUCUAAAGCCAAUAGUCUCUUCAAGAAUCACGUAGAACAUGGACAAAGAAUACCACCCGAUUUGAAGCCGUGUGUGUACCAGGUCGGUGUGGCAAACGGCAAUAGUUCAACCAGGGAGUACGCCUGGGAACAGUACCGUUCAGAUACAACCGGCGAGAACCUACUUUGGCUGGCCUCGCUCGCCGGGACCACAGAACCAUGGCUACUCUGCAGAUUCAUGGAGCGAUCCCUGGAUCCCAGUCUGGUGCCCGUGGUCGAUACUGUGGAAGUCUUCAAACACGUCGUCAAUAAUCCAAUCGGCGGAUACCUCGCCUGGAACUUCUUCCGUCAACACUGGGACAUCUUUGUAGAGAGGUACAGCGGUGGAAUCUUCUUGAUGAACGGUUUGAUUGACACAGUCACCAAGUGGUUCAGCACGGACUUCCACCUUAAAGAGCUGCGAGAGUUCAUAGCCGGUAAUGAGCUCUCCUUGAUCGGCAAAGCAGGGAUGAAGAACUUCCGCCAGGCUGAGGAGACUACGGCAGUCAACGUUCAUUGGAUGGAGACUAACUACGAAGACAUCAAACAGUGGCUAGAAGAAGCUGUUUCCGGUGACUGAUGCAUUAUGGGUAAAACAAACAGAGCCCGCCAAUGCAUUGCGGGAGCUUAGAUAUAUUAUACAUAUAUAUAUUUGAUAGAUUUGUUUUUACGAAAUUAAUAUCAUGGUUGUUGAAUUUUUGGUUACUGAUUUUGUUGUUAAUUUGUGUGAUAAGAUAAAGUUAUUGUUAAUGUUGCACAUCAUUUUGAAAUGUUAGUUGUAAAUGACAAGUAUAAUUCGUGAAUGAUGCGAGAAGACUAAGACAAGUUCUGUGUCAGGCUGACUUUUGGUUUAUGGUUUAAAACAAUAUAUGGAUUAACCCAAGCGCUUUAAAGGAGCGAGGUUGUAGUAAAACUGAUUGAAGGAGCGAGGUUGUAGAACGGCUUGAAAGAGCGAAGUUAAAGACAGAUUGAAGGAACGAGGUUGUAGAACAGCUUGAAGGAGCGAGGUUGUAGAACAGUUUGACGAUUCAAGAUCGAUGAUCAAAAUAAGGAGUAGACUAGUCGGAUAUGCUUUUUUUAUGUUUAUGAGUUUUAAGAACCAUGGUCUUUGAACGAAAUGAUUGUUUUGACGUAGCAACCACAGUGUGAGAAUGCUAACACAGUUCGGAAAACGAUAUCAUCCCAAUGACACUGUCGUCCAACGAUAUCUUAGGUUUCCUGUACGAUUGAAUUAUAGUUACUGCUUUAUUGUCGAUUUUUAUGAUCGUCAAAAAACAAGACUACACUAAAAUUAAUACUUGUUGAGUGUCUCCACACACUGCUAUAGACAUGUACGACGUCGUGUUGAUACGAACAUUAUGCAGUGACGUCAUGACGCCGCCAUCUUGGAUAUAAAACGAACAUGAAACAGUGGUAUAGCGCGGCGCACACGAACAAAUAACCACCUUUCAAACUCUUUCAGACCCUACAUGAGGAACCCCUAAAAAUGGAGCAGAUGGUAUCUCCAAAAAGUUCCCAUAUAUACUUUAAACGCUAUUUUCCUCUUGUACAGAAGUAGGGUUCACCCAAAAUCCUUCUAAAACAAAAUCCUGAGAAUGCACACAUUGAAGACAUAAUAGGGCAGGGGCACACCGUACCCCAUAUAGAGAACCAAUGUGCUUUAAUAGCUGGAGUGGAAUUUAGUCGGGUUCACCUGUGAUGACUAGAAUGAAUAAGCCACUUCGGAAUGUCAGUGGCGCACGUCUGUUACUGCUGACAACGGACUUUGUCUAUCUCCCGUAAC
Messenger RNA from Asterias rubens (European starfish), 5508 nucleotides. RefSeq names its product aminopeptidase N-like. The coding region runs from base 1270 to 4305 and encodes 1011 amino acids. Gene Ontology annotation, molecular function: peptide binding; zinc ion binding; metalloaminopeptidase activity. Gene Ontology annotation, biological process: proteolysis; peptide catabolic process. NCBI's taxonomy places the organism in Eukaryota, Metazoa, Echinodermata, Asteroidea, Forcipulatida, Asteriidae. Gene Ontology annotation, cellular component: cytoplasm. The transcript is spliced from 18 exons. The record is from RefSeq and is a predicted model, not a curated record.